AUGGCCAUGGCGCACAAGAAAGGCUCUAAGAACUCCGAAUUAGUUUUCGGAGGUAAAUACAAGCUAAUGAAGAAGAUCGGGGCCGGCUCCUUUGGCAAGAUCUACCUGGCGGUCAACGUUUCCAACGGUGAGGAGGUGGCGGUGAAGAUGGAGUCCCAGAAGGCCCGGUCGCCCCGGCUGCUGCAUGAGAGCAGGCUCUACAAGGCCCUUCAGGGUGGGGUGGGCAUCCCCCACAUGCGCUGGUAUGGCCGGGAUAAAGGCUACAACGUGCUGGUCAUGGACCUCCUGGGCCCCAGCCUCGAAGACCUCUUCAAUUUCUGCUCCCGCAGGUUCACGAUGAAAACCGUGCUCAUGCUAGCCGACCAGAUGAUCAGUAGAAUCGAAUACGUACACGCAAAGAACUUCAUACACAGAGACAUCAAGCCAGAUAACUUCCUCAUGGGGACCGGCCGUCAUGCCAAUAAGCUAUUCCUUAUUGACUUUGGUUUGGCCAAAAAGUACCGAGACAACAAAACCAAGCAGCAUAUCCCCUACCGAGAAGAUAAAAAUCUCACCGGCACUGCCAGGUACGCCAGCAUCAAUGCACACCUUGGCAUUGAGCAGAGCCGCGGAGAUGACCUGGAGUCCAUAGGGUACGUGCUUAUGUAUUUUAACAGGACCAGCUUGCCCUGGCAAGGACUCAAUGCUGCAACAAAGAAACAAAAGUAUGAAAAGAUCAGUGAAAAGAAGUUGUCCACUUCUGUUGAGAGUUUGUGUAAAGGGUUCCCGGCAGAAUUUGCCAUGUAUCUCAACUAUUGCAGGGGCUUACGUUUUGAAGAAGCACCAGAUUAUUUGUACCUGAGGCAACUUUUCCGGGCCCUUUUCAAGACUCUGAACCAUCAAUACGAUUAUACAUUUGAUUGGACAGCAAUGAAACAGAAUAGUUCCCAGCCAGCAGCCUCAUCCAGUGGGCAGGGUCAGUAG
Messenger RNA from Gracilinanus agilis (Agile Gracile Mouse Opossum), 963 nucleotides. RefSeq names its product casein kinase I-like. Gene Ontology annotation, molecular function: protein serine/threonine kinase activity; ATP binding. Bases 1 to 963 code for a protein of 320 amino acids. Lineage: Eukaryota; Metazoa; Chordata; Mammalia; Didelphimorphia; Didelphidae. Gene Ontology annotation, cellular component: nucleus; cytoplasm. The transcript has a single exon. The record is from RefSeq and is a predicted model, not a curated record. Gene Ontology annotation, biological process: signal transduction; negative regulation of canonical Wnt signaling pathway; peptidyl-serine phosphorylation.